This is a messenger RNA of Guillardia theta CCMP2712, 3464 nucleotides long. RefSeq lists its product as hypothetical. The coding region runs from base 113 to 3343 and encodes 1076 amino acids. The transcript has 3 exons. NCBI's taxonomy places the organism in Eukaryota, Cryptophyceae, Pyrenomonadales, Geminigeraceae. The record is from RefSeq and is a predicted model, not a curated record. Gene Ontology annotation, molecular function: metal ion binding.
UAGCGCUCUCAAGUCAAACCUCUUCGUUGAACCUGUCGGAUCACCCCGGCUAGCGUACCAGCAGCUGCCAAACUUGGCGCUGCGAAAGGCGGAGAAUGGGAGGGCGAUUGCGAUGAAGCCCCGGCAGACUUUCAGGCUGCCUGUGAAUCAUGCGAGAAGUCGAAUGAUGCCGUUGCGAAUGAGAACGGAAGCCGACAAGGCAGCGAUGUCCCCAGAGAUUGACAUGCCUUCUCUGGUUUUAGCCCUGGAGAAUGGAAAUGUUCGCAGCAAAGAAGACCUGGACAUGCUGAUGGCGCGAACACCCCUUCCUGAUCAUCCCAAGAUGGUCACAGGGGUGUUGGACAACGGUCUUCUCUACACCAUCUUGCCCAAUGGAUCUCCUUCAGGACGGUUCGAGUGCCACUUGCAGAUCAAGGCUGGUUCUGCUGAUGAGACGGUGGAGCAGCAGGGGAUGGCUCACAUGUGCGAGCACGUGUCUUACAUGGGGAGUCGCAAGCGUGAGAGGCUGUUUGGCACAAGCUCGCAGACGAAUGCUCAGACAGACUUUCAUCAAACGGUCUAUUGGGCUGCCUGCCCAACCUACCGGCCCACCACAGGAAAGCCGAUGCUUCCACAGGCUCUGGAUGCGUUACUUGAUGUGAUCGAGGCGAGAUUUGAUAACAAUCGGGUAGAGAAAGAGAGAUCUGCCAUUCUGUCCGAAGCAGCCAUGGUGAACACGAUUGAUUAUCGUGUAGAGGUUCAACUUCUGUCAGCCUUGCAUGCUGAGAACAGGUUGAGCAAGAGGUUUCCAAUCGGUCUCAUCAACCAGAUCCAAUCCUGGACUACUGACCAAAUUCAAGCGUUCCACACAGCUCACUAUCGCCCGAAUAAUGCUCACCUGUUUGUCAUCGGAGACAUCAACCCGUUCGAGGCGGAGGACUACAUCAAGUCCAUGUUCAGCCACCUUCAGGCCAGAGACCCUCCCAAGUAUCUCCCCUCGGAAGGAGUGGAUGAGAUCAGUCUCAAGACCAAGAACCCUUACUUCCCUCCCAUCAAUCAUCAGUGGUGCGGAGAGAAGCGCUUCGGACAAGAUGGACUCCCUCCUGUUCACAUUUAUCAGCACGAGCUCGUUCAGGCUGCCUCCAUCCACAUCUUCGCCAAGUUCCCUGUGACGGAGAUGAAGACGCUGGCAGACUAUCGCGAGUCCUUCAUCAAACGUCUUGUAGUUGUUGCCAUGCAGGUUCGGCUCAACGUCUACGCUCGCGGUGACCCCAUUGCCAUGGCCGAGUUCAGCUACCUGGACUCGCCCAGAGAAGGAUGUGCUGUCUGUGCUCUGGACAUGACGGCGAAUCCUCUAGCUUACCAGAAGGCCAUCGCCAUUGCCGUUAGGGAGAUCAAGCGCAUGGCCGAGCAUGGUCUCUCUGAGUCAGAGUUCCAGCGAUGCAUCUCAGCUCUUCUCUCCGACAGUUCCCAGCUGGCAGCACAGGGAGAUCGGUUGUCAAACCCCGACCAGCUGCAGUUCUUGAUGGAAAGUGUGUCCUGCGGGCACACGUUCAUGGAUCCCGAGCAGCUGCUGUUUGCUACUGAGCUAGUGGCCAAGACGCUGAGCAUCGAGGAGGUCAACGAAGUGGCAAAAGACAUCUGCUCGCACCUUGCCAAUUUUGGAAGCCCUGGGGCCCCGAUCCCAUCAUCGAUAGUUCUCUGUGCCCCCAAGGACAUCAGUGUGAGCGAGAACGAGAUCCUGGACUCUUUCUUGGAGGCAGCGAAGCAGGACGUGGAAGCCUCUGAUGAUGUUCUAGUCCCGAAGACUCUCAUCACCAGCGAGUACAUCUCGAAGAGAGUCGCCGACUUCCCUCCCUCCUUCGACAGGAUGAAGGAUGAGAACGUUGACAAGAGCUUCGAGGUUGGAGUGAUCACCCGCCAGCUCAGCAACGGCAUCUUCCUCAACUAUCACCCCAACGAUGCUGAGUCACAGCGAGCGUACCUCCGCCUGACGAUCCCUGCUGGCCGCAUCGAUGAGCUGGGGAUGAAGCUGGGGUCUAUGCACGUGGGAGUCAGGACGCUGCAGGAGGGAGGAGCGAUGCUUGGCCUGAAGAGGGAGCAGGUCGAAUUGUUCUGUGUGGACCACCUGAUCAUGGCCGAGUUCUCUUGCUCCGAGGAGCUCAUAUGGAUGGACUUUAUCUUCCCGACCUCGAAGGUGACGGAGGGCGAGGACGAGAUCACGGGCCUGGAAGGAGUGAUGCAGAUCCUGCAUGCUCUGGUCUCAAAGCAGCUCUUGUGGGAGGAAGAUGCGUUCGAGCGAGCGAAACAAUCGUUUGUGCAGACGUUUGCGCAAGUGAGCAAGAACCUCGAAGCGGCAUCGGCGGAGUAUCUUCUCGGCAGCAUGUGCAAGCAAGACGGCAGAUUCACUUGCGUCCCUCCCGAAGACAUCGAAAAGCUGACUCUAGAAGACGUGAAGCAAGCUGUCAAUCAGUUCCUAACCACUGACAACGUAGAGAUCUCUAUCUCCGGUGACUUCGACCCCAAGGUCAUGGACAUGCUCGCCCUUCAGUACCUCGGUACCGUCCCUCCGAGCAAGCAGCCGGCUCGACAGUCUCCCAGCAUCCCCCUGGCCUCCACCCCAGCUAAGGACCUCUUCUUCGAGAUCUCCGACUCCGACCCUCGUGCUGUCGCCUACGUCGCUGGAACGGCUCCGAAUCGCUGGGGUGUGAUGGCGGAUGGCGAGGAAAAGUUGGGAUACGGGACCAAGACUGAGAUGCCCGACGGCCGUGACUACCGGUCCCACCCCCUGUACCAGUGCGUGACGCUGCAGAUCCUUCAGGAGGUGCUCAACCGCCGUCUCUUCACCGUCGUGCGAGAGCGAGAGCGACUGACCUACGACGCCAACUUCCAUCUUACGGGCUUCGAGCGCGUCAAGGGAGGAUGGUACCUGGUGACUGUGACCGCGAAGCCGGAGCUGGCAGAGAAGGCGCUGGAGGCGUGCAAGAGGACGCUGCACUCGGUCAAGUCGUGGGACCCGAUCACGAUCGACAACAUCCGAUCUGCUGCCUACGAGCUGGUGUCGAAGCAUCAGGGAGGGCUGCAGACCAACCGCUACUGGGUGGACCUCAUGGCUGGCAUCCAGCUGGACGCGAUCCCCAACAAGGACAUCAGCUACAUCUCCGACUUCGUGCCAAUGGUGCAGUCGAUCCAAGUGUGGGACGUGCAGAGCAUGAUGGAGCACCUGUCGACCGACCGGGAUGGCAUGUGGACGUGCAUCGGAACUAGCGGGCACACCCAGGGAGGGGCUGACUCUGAAGAGAGCGACAUCCAUGGACACUCCAUGCCGGGGAUAGGAGCAGGACGAAGGACGCCUAUCCUGUAACUUUGCGGGAACCUUGCUCUCUCUCUCUCUCUCUCCUCGGGGAUACUCUGCUUUUAUUGAUUCACGACUUCCAAAAUUUUCUGUUCUCCUUUUUGAGCUGACAGCUAAAGAUAAACCUUGA